AAAAGCGGGGUGUAGGCGGUCAAAAGCAUAAGGAUGAGCAAAUAAUACUCGCAACGCCAGUUGUUGAUUAUCGGAAAUUUGCUGUUCUUGAGGAUAAAGAACCAACAGCAAAAUUAACUUAA
Messenger RNA from Racocetra persica, 122 nucleotides. The record is from the annotation of a GenBank genome assembly. Lineage: Eukaryota; Fungi; Glomeromycota; Glomeromycetes; Diversisporales; Gigasporaceae.